AAAAGGCGCUGGACAAAACAGAAAGCUUUCCUCUUUUUGUCCUUAUGCCUUUUAUAUGAGAAUACAAGAAUAGAUGGACGCAUUCAUUAUAAGCUACAUAUUCUUUGGAAUUAUUUCAGGUUUAUCUGAAGGAUAUGGUUUGUUGGAAGAUGGUCCUCUGAAUGCAUCUGUUGGAGGGACAGUGAUGUUCAGAACAAAUAGGCCUCCAACAGAAGAACCAUUUUUGAUGGUGGUUUGGAAUUUUAAUCAUAAUGAGAGGUCAAUUAUAACCUGGCUGCCCACUCAAAACAAUACUGGACCAGAGUAUGAAGGCAGGAUCACCCUCUUCACAUCUACUGGAUCUCUAGAGCUAAGGAACCUGGCACUCAGUGACAGUGGGGAUUACAGAGUUAGCAUUUUACCAGUUGGAGAAAACACACAAAUAGGAUCCACCAGACUGGACUUAUAUGAACCAGUUUCCGGUGUAACAGUAACUCCACAAAGUGCAGACUUGGUUGAGUUCAGUGGUUCUGUCAGUCUGUCUUGCUCCUCCUCUGGAUCGUCUCUCUCCUUCCUCUGGAUGAACAGCAGCUCUGAGGUUACAGCCAGCGACAGAGUUCAGAUCAAAACGACUGAGGGAGGAUCAACUCUGACUAUAAUCAAUGUGACGCGCUAUGACCACGGUCUAUAUCACUGCCAUGUGCUAAAUCCUUCCUCUGAUGGUAGAAGUCCUCCAGUGAACAUCUUCAUCAGUUAUGGUCCAGAAAAUACAACGCUAAACGUUUCUCCAUCAAAGGAACAUUAUGUAGAAGGGUCAGACAUUACUCUGGCUUGCUCAGCUGAGUCGAGACCUUCUGCUGAAUUUACAUGGUUUCUAAAUGGAGACCCGCUGCCUGAUACUGGACCAGAACUAAAGCUGAAGAACAUUCAGAUCAGCCAGAGUGGAAACUACAGCUGCCAGGCCUUUAACAACAAAACCCGGAGAGAUCAAACAUCCCAGCCUUCAAUUAUCUCUGUACUUGAACCAGUCUCCAGUGUGACAGUAACUCCACAAAGUGCAGACUUGGUUGAGUUCAGCAGUUCUAUCAGUCUCUUCUGCUCAGCCUCUGGAUCAUCGCUCUCCUUCCUAUGGAUGAAAAGCAGCUAUGAAGCUAAAGCCAGCAACAGAAUUCAGAUCAGUGAUGGAGGAUCAACUCUGACUAUAUUCAAAGUGACCCGCUAUGACCACGGUCUAUACAGCUGCCAUGUGCAAAAUGCUGUCUCUAAUGGUAGAAGUUCUCCAGUGAACAUCUUCAUCAGCUAUGGUCCAGAAAAUACAACGCUAAAAGUUUCUCCAUCAAAGGAACAUCAUGAAGAAGGAUCAGACAUUACUCUGGGUUGUUUAGCUGAGUCGAGACCUUCUGCUGAAUUUACAUGGUCUCUAAAUGGAAACCCGCUGCCUGAUACUGGACCAGAACUAAACCUGAAGAACAUUCAGAUCAGCCAGAGGGGAAACUACAGCUGUCGGGCCUUUAACAACAAAACUCGGAAAUUUCAAACAUCCCAGGCCUCAGCUGUCUCUGUACUCGAAAAUAAUAAACUCUCAGGAGGUGUCAUUGCUGGAAUAGUAAUUGCAUGUUUAGUAGUUAUUGCUGCAGGAGCUGCUGGAGUCUGCUUUGUCUAUAAAAGAACAAGAAAUCUGAAGGAUAAACCACAUUCAGCCAAAACAGGUUAG
Molecule: messenger RNA, 1693 nt
Organism: Fundulus heteroclitus (mummichog)
Lineage: Eukaryota; Metazoa; Chordata; Actinopteri; Cyprinodontiformes; Fundulidae
Product: carcinoembryonic antigen-related cell adhesion molecule 6
Exons: 8
Coding region: 74-1693 (539 amino acids)
Source: RefSeq, a predicted model, not a curated record